Synchiropus splendidus (mandarinfish) is the source of this 13692-nucleotide messenger RNA. RefSeq names its product carbonic anhydrase XII (gene ca12). Bases 12199 to 13365 code for a protein of 388 amino acids. NCBI's taxonomy places the organism in Eukaryota, Metazoa, Chordata, Actinopteri, Syngnathiformes, Callionymidae. The transcript has 10 exons. Gene Ontology annotation, molecular function: carbonate dehydratase activity; zinc ion binding. Gene Ontology annotation, cellular component: plasma membrane. The record is from RefSeq and is a predicted model, not a curated record.
UGUGGUCCGUCAGACCAGGCCUUCAUCUGAAUUACGGUUUCUGUUGAAGAACAUGCAGCAGAGGUUGCUGUUGCUGCCAUUAAAAUAGCCAUCUGUUAUGAGCGCUGCAGUGAGAAGCACCUCUGAGUGUUUCAUAUAUGAGUGUCAAGUAUGUGCGAGCUGUUGACAGGCGUGAGACAGGAAAAGUUGGUUGGAAGGCAGAAAGCCCUUAAAUGGCGCCAAAACUGUUGCAAAAUAGAUGGAUGAUUUAUCAUGUUGCUCCAACAACAUUGGUCUAUAGUAGUUCACUGGCUGCAGUUGAGUUCACUGGUUUACUAGCAUCGGGAUUCACUGACUUUCAUGUGGUUCCGUGUUUCAGUAGCGUAACUUGGAUAGUCCAGUUGAUGCUUUUGGUGUCUGCGAGAUUAAACCUGGUUAGCAGUCUGAGUUAACAUAUUCAUAUACACUGAGGGUUUUCUUCGGAUGUGUGGGACUCACCUGCUUCCUGACUGACCUGCUUCUUGUCCGAGUCUCAAGUGCCUGUGUGUGAAUCCGAGCUCUACAAGUCAAAGCUCAGAUUACAGCUCGAGUGUGAGUCUAGUGUCGCGCCUAACUUCGUUCAUAUCGAUGUAAUGAUGAUGGUCACUGACUCUGCUCACAUUACUACCGACGGUCAAGUGUCGUUCACAUUACUCCUUCGUUGUACCUUCAACUAAUGAUGUCACUCACAUUUCCCAGUCAGCUAAUGACAUCACUCAUGUUGUGCCUUCAACCAAUGAUGUUCGUCUUGUGCCUUGGACUAAUGAUGUUGCUUUUGCUUAUAUACUGUACACUGGGGCUGGAACUAAUGACAGGUUUGAUAGUCGAUGAGUUAACAAGUCGGCAGCAUGGGUUGUGUACGAGUUUAUUAUAGUGUAAUAACUACUUUUUUUUAAUGUUGUGUAAUAACUAUUACUAUUUAUUUAUUGAAUGUCUAUUUGUAGUAUCAUUUGAGAAAGAAAUUGAUCAAUACAUUGUGGUAAACACUUGCUCAUGUGGUUUGAAAUGCACUUUUGGGAAAGGUUGCAUCUCAUCACCUCGGAUGUGUACAUUGUGAUGAUGGAAAGGGUUUAUGAAGACACUGGAUUUAACUCCUCCUUUGCUCCACUGUACAAUUGCACAUUGUAUUUUAUUCCCUGCUGGAAUCAUUUGUCACGUUUUUUUUUUUAAACAUUAAAGAUUAUUUUUGCCCAAAAUUAUUCUUUUUGAUUGUAGCUAAACCUGCUGCAAUUGUCACCAAAUUCUUGAAAAUGUAUCUGAAAAAAAUAAAUAAAUAAAAUGUUAAAAAUGUAUAUUCAGUUUGAGAAAAAUGGGCUGUAGGUUUCAUCAAAAGCAAGAAAAUACACAGAAAAAAAGGUUCAAAAUUAACAAAUGGUGAUGCAGUUUGAAGGAAAAGAAAGUACAGUAUUUUAUUUAAUUCACUAUUCACAAAUGAUAAUUAAAAUUGACCUCUAAAAAUGUGUAGAAACCCAAAAACAACAUUUAAAAUAUAACAGAGAGAAAAAAAAAAUCCACCAAAAAGUUAAUGGACGAAGGUUUGAUCGUCGAGUCUCUGACUAUCUUAACAAUUCGGCAGCAUGGGCCGCGUAUGAGUUAUUAUAGUGUAAUAACUAUUUUUUUAAAAUGUUGUAUAAUAACUAUUUAUGACAAUUUGUUAAUUGAUUGUCUAUUCGUAGUGUCAUUUGAGUAGAAAUGUAUCAAUACAUUGUCGUAAACACUUGCUCAUGUGGUUUGAAAUGUACUUGCAUCUUGCCAUUUCGGAUGUGUACAUUGUGAAAUGUUCCCACACUUUCGACGGUUUGGAUCACGAUGGUCCAGUAGUAUCGCGCAUGCGCAGCGAUGACGUCACAAUGUGUCAACGCAUGACGUUGAUGAUGUCACCCAAGUAGCAACGACAGUAACAAAGACACGUUUGACACACGUUGUGCGCAUACAUGAUGGUGGAUGGUUUAAAUUUAUGCAACAUAGCUCCUGCUUUGUCCCUAGUGAAUCUGUGGUCCCACAUCUACACAUGACGUGGCCCUGAAGCCUCAGACUCAACACCGCACUCCCGGUUAUACUUACUGGACGCAGACCUGGGCGAGUAGCGAGCUGACCAGCCGCUGGUGUUUAUCACAGAGAACCUUCUGGAACGAAGUCUUCAUCCAGUCCUCGAUGUUACACACCUGAACCCUGCUGGAGUGCCAGCACACUGACAGGUGGUGCAGAGAAGGUCCCAGAACAAAGUUGUCCCGCUUCAGCUCCGACGGAGAGCUGAACUUCAGGAGAGUCCACAAGCUCGGGUCCAGAAACACCUCGUGCAGCUGCGCGCAGGUCCGAGACAGACUCCUGCGGCUGUCCUUGUCCAGGAAGGAGAAGAGGUGGAGGAGGCACUCGCGGUUUAGCUGCUGCAGCUGCAUGGCCAGGCAGAGUGAGGAGAGGCCGGCAACAAUGAGCCGGCGGCCAGUAUCGUGUGGCCUAGAUACAUGAUGCCUCCGCGGGCUGCCGGCCUGCACAUAUAAGGCCGUGCAGCCCUGGCUAUUUUUGGGGAAGACAACUGCCGGUGCAAUCAAAGAUGCAAGUGUUGGAGUCUGCCUUUCCAUCUGUCGCGGCUGUCAACAGACGGCGAGCAGCUCGCAGGACUGUUUACGUUGACCUGCAAACACACUGACACUUCAGAUAUACUGCUGCCCAAAACCUCCGUCAGAGGUGGAGAGCGCCAGCAGUCUGCUAGCUUGGAGAUCUUCCGUCUCAUCAAAGGAAAAGUGCGACAUGCGAAGAGAAAUAUGGAGAGGCUGACCUCAAGCUAACCUGUUAGUGUUGGCUGAAAUAUAUCCCACUCACAUGAAAGGCCAAGUACAACAAGAUCUCCCUAAGCAAAUGUCUAACUCAUGGCCCGGGGGCCAAAAUUGGCCUGUGAAGUCAUUAAAUGUGGCCUGCUAGACCCAGUUCAGUGCGAGUUAAAAUCUGGAAACUAGAUCACAAUGGAGAUGGUUUUUAAGAAGAAAAAAAAUUGUGGUUAUGAGGCAGCAGGUGGUGAACUAGUAUUAAUUUAAAAGGCGACUGAUCCCGCCUUCUGUUUUGGACUUUUUUUUUAGCCCUCGACUUGAACUGUGCAUCAAUUUUUGGCCAAUGUGACCCACCUGUCCUAAACCUUUUGACGUGUGUUGCAACCGCAGUAACCUUUGAAGUACGUCCCACACUUGUAUCGGUAUGAGCUGCAGCAUGUCUGAAGUGUGGGGCCAGCAGAUCUAUGGAAGUAGAGGCUUGCUAGCAUUGUCAACCAAAAACUAAAUAUUGAAACAGAAAAGGCCUCAUGUGUCGCAGUGAAGGAGCUGUUCGGACAGAGCUGGUGGCGCCCGAGCGUAUCACAGUAGCCUAUCAUCGCAAAGACGCUUGUGAACGGCGGAUCAUUGAGUCAGGUGUUAACCUGGCUGCCCACGUUGUGUAACACAAUACUGCAUGAAAAGGGACUCAAUGGAGAGUGAUUCACGUCUGAAGCUGGCUGAGGUGAAGUGGUGAAUAGCAGAGGGCCGAGUCAUCACAGUUGUUCCACUUGUUAUCGUCGAGGGCCAGGAAAACAGUUGUGGAGCUGAUACAGCGUGUACCGUGACUCACCGCUGUGUGUCUUUUUCACUCACGGCAACGUGAGCUUGUUUUGAAUCGCUGCCGGCAGCGACGGCUCUGUGACGGGGAGGGGAAAAAAACAGUAAAAAGAGCCACUUGUGUCGUUAGUGUGAGCGACGGAGAACCGUCGACCACCUGCGAGCAGACGAGGGAGAGCAGCUGCUGCUCUGCAUACACAAGUGUUUGUUCCUGUCCACUGGCACAUGUCCUCAGGGUGUGUGUGUGUGUGUGUGUGUGUGCGUGCGUGUGAGGGUGGCUUCUCCGGUUCAUGGUUUAUUGGUGUUCUAUGGUAAUAUAUAACUGGACCCUAGGUGGAAUCCUCUUUGAAAGUGAGAAGCAUGAAGAGAUCCUGAAGGUGGCAGUAGAGAGCAAUGAAAACAAAAAAGCUUAUGUUGGAAUGCACUUGUUAUUGAAUUAUAACUUACUACAAGUAACAUCCGACUUACAACCUGCUCGACGUAGCAGCCCGGCAUGGCAAUUACGGCAGCACAGUAUCCCAGCAUUUCACUCUCACACAGCCAUCUACCACUACAGUAGCACCUAUAACCCUCGCGUCAGCCCUUUUGAAUGGCAUUCGAUUUACGUCCAAUCUGACUUUCGACCGGUUGGUCGAAACCGAUCCUGGAUGUUACUUGCACUUAAAAGUAGCGUUUUUUUGUACUCGAUGCGUCCCAUUUGUGACACGUCUGCGACAUGUUGAUUCUGAUACUCCCGCUAGGAAUUCCUUUUUGGAAUUCAACUGAGCGACAUUAUGUCUGCGGUGCGCAGGCUUUUAGCUCGGAGGGCGUCUGGGCGUCUGCAAAACAUGAAAAAAUGGACGCCUGAUUUUCGAUCGUAGCUUGACCAGCAGAUGCCACCAUAUACCGGCAUCAUCUCGCAGCCAAGCUACAAGCCUGGCGGUGGGUCCUGGGUCUGCCCAGGGCAUCCACCUUCCCAGAACACCUCACCAGGGAGCUUACUGAUUUAACUUCAGGCAGAGUCUCAGGCAUCUCCAUUAGCCAAAUGAUGGACCAAUCAGAAAGCUGUAUUUUUAAGAAAGACAUUCUGUUUACAUGUUCAAGGCUUCACUUUCUCUUCAUCAUUUGUGAGACAGAUGAGAGAAAUAAGCUCCUUAUUUGGGCACCACAAGCUGCUAAACCAAGCCACAAAUAUUGGACCAUUCAUUUCAAAGCUGAAUUUUAUAGUCGGAACACAAUGUACCAUGUGAAUGUUUUAGGACUGAAAACGGACAAGUGAGUCACGUGGCUUUAUGACUAAUAUCCAGUCCUUGAUUCAGCUUUUGUUUUCAGAACUGGACCACCACGAACAUUGACGCAGUAAAGCUGCGCUCAUGAGUGUUCUGGCGAGCUCAUGUGAACUGUGACGGAUGUUCCAGUGCUCGGCCGACGCCCGGCACACAUGGAAACUUCAGUGACUGAGUUCUGAACAUUUGUGACGAAAGAGCGCUGACACAAUCUGUCCGCAGAUAGUGAAGUACCCAAAAGCACUUGACAAGUAUUUCCUGCUCCAGUAGCUGCAGAUUUAGCCCUGAUAACGCCCAAUGACAAUUUGUGCUCAGGGUUUUGCUCGAAAAUGAAAACUGAUGAGGAUGAGUAGGGAGGGUGAUCGCGAUGGGUGAAGGUGGAGGAGCCUGGCUUACUCUCUGACAGGAAAUACCACAAGACAAAGAAGUAAAUCUGAAAAAAAAAAUAGUGCUGAGAAAUGUGUUUAAAGGAGCAACCUGUAUUGAGAGAACAGCCGCGCUUCAUUUUAGGAACGACAGAGUAUUCUUCAGAGAUUCUUAAGAGUCUUUGUAGCAGUAGAAAUACAAGACAAGACUUACAAAAAGGUCACUUCCAAAUCAUCUUUAAUAUCCGACACUUCACUUGACAAGUUUGAAAGGCAGUUGAGGUCAUUUUUAGAUUCGAUUUUAAAAAGAGUCAUGUAGAUUGUGGUCCAGAUUUCUCGUAAAAAAUCCUGACUCAUGGUCAAGGCCAAAGUUUUUCUUUUUACACUUCCAAACGAUCACUGUUGGAAUCUGAGACGUGCCUCUUCUGAGGAAAUGAAUCUAAAGGUGAUGUCUACGUGCACUUAAAAAAAGACAUCAGAAUGUGAGUCAGAAAAGAGUGAGGGGCUGCUCAGAGGUGGCAGACGCUUGUCGAACCAGAUCCUCCGUUUCAUCGUCUACGCCGUCCUGUGUAGCUGCUUCUUUCAAAUCCAUCGACUCUUGCGAUGUGUGAUCGGUCUCCGAAUCCAGGGGUUCGGUGACGGAGGCCUCGAUCUCGGAGCGUAAACUGUCCGUGAAGGUAGCUUCACCCGAGCUGGUGCUUUUCUCAGCCGGGUCGGCUUGCUCCACGUAGAAUAGGAUGUAGGCCUUGGCCUUGGUGACCGUGUCCUCGUUGGUCAGAGUCACCGUGCUGUCGUUGAAGUGAUACCAGCGACCCUCAUGGCUGCCGUAGGCCGUGUAGUGUCCUGAUCCAACCCUGUCAACACAAGAAUACCCAGUUUCAUAGCCAGAACAGGAGGACAACACCUCCUAGUGGUGAGGCAUAAAACUUCAGCUCAAAACAAUUCUGAAGCGGUUAAGGAAAUCGUUUAAUAACCCGUCACUAUGUGUUUUAAUGAGGACACGAAGGAAGACGAUCACAAUAGGGUGGGGAAUGACUUGCUGUGGUGACCUCUGACGGGAAAUGACCGAAGGAGGUCUCAUUUUUAUUUCCUUUGUAUGAAAAUAUGCGCCUCAUCAUUCAAUGCUGGGGUCUGAAAAAUGCCGCCACUUACCAGAAUAGUGAUCACGGGACAGGAAAAUGUGCUUUAUAUAACAGAUUCCAAUUGAAUGGGAGAUUGUAGGCUGAAAGAAUGGUGCAUUCACUGUUUGCAUCACUGUGGGAUUUUUCGACAGUGUUUUUAGCCUCUAAUAGUCUGCAGCAGAGGUUGAGUGUGGAGAUUUGCUUAGUGUCGGACCAGAGACAGAGUGUGAUGCUUGGUGAAUUCAUACUUUCUAGAAGCAACAGCGUUGAGGCAAGCGUGCUGGAGCUGUGUGCCGAGUCUUCACACCCCCAUUUGUCCGGCCGUCAUAUCGCUAAUACUGGACUGCAAACCUGCAAAGGUCAUCGACUUACCCUGAUCCAUGAUGGACUACGAUGGCAGCAAGGUCAUACAGGCAGCUGCGUGUCUGCGGUGUCUCCGGCUGCAAGGAUACAAACACCACAUGAGGAUGGUUUUAAUGGCCAUCUAUCAGUUGUCACUUGUGUGGCCCGAUACGUUGCAUGCUGUCGUUCCUUUGUUUAUGGCAUCUUGGUUGCCAUGGUGACAGUUUAUCCAUUUUUUUUUACAAUUUAUUUGUGGCAUCUUUGUUGUACGCAGUUACCAUGGUGAUCAGAGUCCCAUUGAUCAGGCGGCAUGGGUUUUAUUCACCAGCUUCAGUCCAUGUGACUCCGCAGUGAUCCAGCAGAUCAGCGCACGUCAUUGAACUCGUCUCUGCUCUCGUGCGCUGCACGUGCGCAUCUGCUUUCAACUUUCAUAUUUGUGGAGCUGAUGGUCUGAAUACAGGGAGCAGCAGAACUCUGACGCUAAUUGUGAUUGUGAGUUUUCUUUUUUUUAACUGGGAGGAAUAUCUUUGGAUCUCAUAUGAGCACAGCGCCCUCUGUCGUCGGUAAACACUUCCUGCAUUGGUUGAAAAACUAUAUAACAAUGCGAUGCUAUAGUCAUCUAUUGUAAUUUAUUCCAGUCAGUCUGAAAACACUCACCUCGAGGAGGUACCCCUUCAUGUCCAGGCCCUUCAGGGGAAACUGUACAUACGUGUCCACUUUAUUCCUUAAAAACGCCGUCCAGUGGAACCUCUUCAGGUGCAAACACAAAACCUGCGGUUGCAGACGAAAACAUUAGUCUCACUGCAACAACUUUCAGCUCAUCUCGCCCUACCUUCGGGAGCUCCUGGAUCCAAAACUUUUUGGUCGAUUUUUGUCUCUUUUUACACUUGUGGCAGUAGUACAGCUCUGUUUCGUCCAGUUCCUCCAGAUCAGUGAAGCUGCUCAAACAGUCUGAACCCCGCAAAGACAUCCAUGACUGUGCUUUAGAAAGUGACAGCUGGAACGUGUCUUAGCAGGAAAAGAGAUCUUACCGCGUAAAGUACAAGUGGGUCCUGGCUCCUGGUCCUUGCUUCUUUUCUGUCUGAACUGACUGGGAAUGUCCAAGGACAGAUCUGACAAAAGAAUUGCAUUGAGUUGCUUCAUCCUAUAGACGUUGGAGAGUACAGGGCACUAUAGAAAAAAUCUUGAGGAUAUAACGCACAAAAAAUGGUGCACUAGACACUUGAUACAGAAAAACGUUUGCUCAUCACUGUGGCACUUCCACCCUGAUGUUGAAAUUUAUGUGAAUGGUUUUGAUCAAAUGUACUUAUUGGACUACAGAACAAUAACAUUAAUUAGAAUUAAAUAACUCAAACUUUCUGUUAGCUUCAUAAUAACGUAAUAUGGAGCAGCAUUGUAUAGAGUAAAGCUAAGAGUAUAGUAAAGCAUAGAAUAGAGCAGUGCUGUACAGUUAAAGAAAUUGUGAUCUACAGUAAUUCAGUGGAGCGCAAUCUAAUAAGAACAGAAAGGCCAAAAGUCUCACCAAGAAAAGGGUCAAACUUGCGAGAUUCUGUCCCACAUAUUAAACAGUUGACUUCAUUCUGCAGAAUGCCUCCAAAAUUGGACGUGACGACACUGGUAGACCCGUUUCUGGAAUCAAAUAAUAAGCACACAAGUUCAGAUUAAUUGACUUCAACUGUUGACUGUCACGUGCCACAACAGCACCCUCUACUGUCAGCAGGAAUACAUGACUUUUAUCCAUCCAUCCUUAUCCGCUUAACUGUUGUCGAGGCGCAGGGGGCAUCAGCUUCAAAAGGUCGCGCCAAAUGCCCUUCUCCAGAGCAACAUCCACCAGCUCAGACUGGGGGAUCCUGAGACCCUCCCGGGCCAGUGAUGAGAUAUAAUCCCUCCACCUGGUCCUGGGUCGACCCCUCGGUCUCCUCCCAGCUGGCCGUGCCUGGAACACCUUGUCCAGGGGGCGUCUUCAUGAGAAACACGUUAACUGACUCUACUCAGAGUCUCUCCCGAGUGACUGAAUUCCUCUCCAUAUCUCGAGGAGAGACGCCCGUCGGAGAAAAGUCAUUUCAACCGCUUGUAUCCGGGAUCUGGUUCCUAUGGUCAUGACCCUCAGCUCAGACCAUGGAUUGGUAAAUAGAGAGCUUUGCCUUUUUGCUACAUGACUUUUAGUCAACGUAAAUUGUCAGUUCAUACAGCAGGAGUGAAACAUCCAUGUCUCAAGAUGUGUGGGUGUUAAGGUCCAAACUUCAGACUUACAUACAGCACUUGCCAUCUGCAGGGGCGACUCUGACUCCCUCCUGAGGUGCAGUCGCACCGUUCCUGCUGUGCAGCAGCUCUCGGUGCAGAUGGUCCAGUAGGUAGCGCAUGAACUCGUGGGCGUCCUGCUGCUGGUAUCCUCUGCACACGGCAGAACAAGUCUGAGUCACAUGGCUGGCUGAUGCACUCACCUCGGAUAACCUCACUUAAAGGUCACCUGAAACUUGGCAUGAUUUUCCAUAUCGUAUAAAAUAAAGAGUCUGGGCUGAAGGCAGUCUGGUUCCCCUGCCAGAGGGAACAGAGGGUUUUCCUGAACUCCUCCACCAAAGAUCUGAAAAUUUAAACCCACGGGUGAGAUGAUUAACUGAUUGCAGUGGACAGAAAUUCCUAUAUAUAUAGUUUAUCCAGUAUGUAUAUAUGUGUGUACACACACACACACGUUGGACAAAAUAUGAGACAUGAGAUAUAAAACUUUUCGGUCUUGCUGUCAGCCUAAAUGGCCGCUGGGAGGGGAGGGCCUUACACGCUUGUGUCCCCUUGACUGCGGGUGUGGUACAUCCUUCUUCCUGCCGUCUUACCGCUGCGCAAGGCCACAGCAGGCAGCGCCUUGAAGUAGCAGCUGAAUUGUUCGAUGUUACUGUGGAGGAAGAGCAAGACAAUUCCGGCGUUUACAAAUACACAUACUUACUACAUAGACUAUCUAUUUAAACUGAUGUUUUCUGCUGCACUAUGGAUAUGCCAACCAUAAAUGAAGCCGAAUAAUGCAAGCAGAUAUUUAUAUCCGCAAUAAUGUCGUCCCCCAAAUGAGGAUUCAUAUCUUCACUCCUCACAUUUAUUGAUAAAGUCACCAGUUGUCUUCACCUUCUUGAGUCCAGGUCCUACUCAGAUUAACUGUUUUAAAUCAUAACGCUAAGAAGAAAACGUGUUUUUGAGUUGUAUUAAUUGCCAUGACGCUGGUGGCCAGCAGAGGGCUCCAUAUGUAAUGUAAUGCCCAAGCUUCAGUCACAUGACCAACCAGUACAUGUGGAAAGGAUUCCCCUCUCUCAGUAGACGUUGGUUUGGAUUCUAGCAACUUCCUGGGUAUCAACUACCUUCUUCAUGGGAAAGUGUGGAUUUCUCUUUACAGCUUCAUCACAUGAGCCUUUGGGCCCUGUGGGAAAGCCUUCUUUCAGAAACUCCCUGCUGCCCCUCUUCUCACCUGAGGGACUGCAGGAUGGCGUUCAUGAAGCACGUGUUGCCCAAGUUCCGCAGGCCUGUUGCCCCCAGCACCGCUCCAUCCUGGGAGCAUAGCAGUGGAAGGAACAAGUCAGCAGUGACUCAUUUUAUAGGACACGACACGUAGCAGAAAUGUGUAAGCCAAGAGUUUGUGGAGUAUUAUGAGGUAUAAUUUGAAAUGAAGACUCCUAAUUUGGGGCACUUACGAUGGUUUUUAACAGCUUGUUGUCCAGAUCCGCACAGUCUUGGAGUUUUCUUUUCCUCUGCCUGUCAGCGCUCAGAGCUGAGCUGAAAAAAGAAAGCGUAAAACUCUUUAAGUUGAAUUUUAUUCCAGUAAAACCAGCAUUCACAUGAGCUAUUUAUUUUAAAUUGCUCUAGUCCGGUUAACCAUUUCAGUCAUUUCUCUCUCAAAUUAUUGCAACUAAAAGUUCUUUGAACACAUAAAGUGCUUCAAUUAAUGUGAUGUAUUGAUAUUCAGGUGCAAUUAUUUUCCUAUAAAUCAGAGUAACUGAGACUUACGUUUCCAAACUUUGCAGAUGCUCCCUCACCCUCUGCACAUGUCCAAGUUUGGUGUCGUUGAUCACAAACUCAUCACAUCUGUAGCUGCAAAAUCCAGAAACGUGAGCUGCUUCAGCAGCUGUGUAAGCUGCCACUGAAUCAUUUGAACAAUAAGCCACUUCUAUAACAGCAUGAGUCAUGAAUGAACUGAUGUGUCUGACCAUCAGAAAUGCUUUCUUCCCUUUCAAAAACCUGUUCAGAAUAUAAAGAUUCAAACUCACCAGAAUACGCCGUAGCUGCUGGAGUCCAUGCAGACGCAGUGCUGAGAUUUUUCCUUGUCCGGUUUUCUCGGGCUGCUGCAAGGCCCCUGGCUGUCUUCAAAAUGUUUCUUCGCAUGACCGUUUACGUACCUUAGCAAGCGAGAGGAGGCUUGGGAUUAUACACAGGUGAAGGGUUUUGUUGGUGGGGAAACAGUCAUGGAUAUGAGUUGAAAUCAGAAGCAUAAAGUGAGUUGCUUGAUUCCUGGUGAAAAGAAGGGCCCACAAACUCAUGGGGAUUGCACAUCUCAGAGUGUAUCAUUGAAUUGUGGGGGCAGCUGGAGGUAGACUUAGCCGCAUCAAGUGUCCCCCGCCCAACAAAAGGUAUCAAGUAUUCCAGAUAUGUGCUCCCAAUAGGCGCCUGGCCCGCCUGAACAGUUAGAGCUCCAGGAGAAAGACGGUGGGGGGCAGCAAGUAUCUUAAAAUGAAUGACAUUGCUAGUUUGCAACAGCAACUUGACAGUAAACACAACACGCGCAGAGGCUGCCACACGCCUGAGCUCAUGAGGGAUGAUAUAAGAAAUAAAAGCACCAGGCAUGCAAGGCAGGCAGGUCGAGGUGCACCAAAAAGUGAAGUUAUGUAGUGACCCCACAAAAUGUCCCAUGCCCUUGGUAUAUCCUUUAUCACCUGCUAAGAGUUUAGUCAUGGCCGCUUGUAAGCACCAACAUGAUGCCACUCACUUGUUUACAUUGUAUUUCACACAAUAUAAUGAGCUGAUCUGACAUGACGUUCGGUUUCUUACUUCACAAUUGCCCUGGUGUGUUUGAAUUCUGAACAUGUAGAGUUCUAAACGCGUUUAUCUCCUACUAAAACAAAGCAUAUUUCAACCAGUGGACCAUCUGGUCGUAAGGAAUAGAUGCAACCACUAUAAACGUAAACAGCAAUAAGAUAAUACGGAAAUCAACUCACCGACCACAAUGGACCAGGAGACAGCACCAAGACGACGGAGAACCGUGAGGGAACCUGGAAGGAUCGAUCCCGGAGGUCACGUUUGAGGUGCCAAAUGGACAUACACAGGUCCGGACGGAGAACCCAAUUGGCCCAAGAAGUACCCGUACUGUGGCGGAAGCUUCCAGUCUCCCAUUGACAUCCAAACGGAGCAGCUGAGGUUCGACCCGACGCUGAGAGCCGUUGAGGUCCAGAAUUACGAGCUGUCGCCCGGCGAGCAGCUCACGCUCGGAAACAAUGGACACUCGGUUCAGCUGUCGCUGCCCUCCAAGAUGCACAUCUCCAGUCUCCCUCACCGCUACACUGCAACUCAACUGCACUUCCACUGGGGAAGCUCUGGCAAACCUGCCGGCUCUGAGCACCUGAUCAACAGUCGACAGUAUGCAGCCGAGAUGCAUAUCGUGCACUAUAAUUCGGACAAGUACGCCAACAUGUCCAUGGCGGUGGACAAAUCGGACGGCCUGGCGGUGCUUGGCGUUCUCAUCGAGAUUGGGGAGUUCAACCCUGAAUUUGAGCAGUUUCUCAAGUUCAUCAACGGCAUCAAAUACUCUGGUCAGAAAAUCCAGGUUCCUGGUUUUAACGUCCGAGGUCUGUUGCCGCCACGUUUGGAGGAGUAUUACCGCUACGACGGUUCUCUGACCACUCCUCCCUGCUACCCGAGCGUCCUCUGGACCGUAUUCCGGAACCACGUAACAAUCUCUCGUAAACAGUUCUUGUCCCUCGCAACAGCCCUGUACUCCACCCACCCUCAGGACUCGGCUCCCGUUCCUCUGAAUGGUAACUUCAGGAAACCGCAGCUGGCCGACAGCAGAGUCGUGCUGGUGUCGUUCAAGGACAGCAGCCGAGCCGCCGGUCCUCUCGCUGUCUCGUCUCCUCUCACGAGGAGGAGGGUCAUUCAGCAGCUGCUGGUGGGUGACUUGGCAGACUUGGCCGACGAAGGGCUUUAUCAGCUGCUCCCGAGCGGCUCAGAGAAGCCCGGCCAGAAGAAGGACCUCAAGACCCUAGAGAGCUGGAGCGCAGCCAGAGCCCUGCGGAAGAAGAGUCAGAGCGACCGCUCUGUGGGAAAACUGAAGUUGGCACAAGAGGCUUUAUGCUACGGCGCUCUGGAACAGAAAGUGUUCCUUCAGCUCAAAGCGACUCACAGCGAGAACCAGCUGGCUCAGACGCUCAGAGACCAAGUCUUUCCUGAGCUCAACCUCAGAAGCUACCUGGAGUGCAAGUCCGAGUUAGCCCUUCCCACCAUCCGACACAUUCUGAGAGCACGAAGAACGGACGAGGCUGUGGAGCUGGACCACUCUCUGACCAGAGCUCUGAGGAAUCACAAACCGGCACCCGCGGCAGGAAAGCAUGGAGACGUCUCCCGCACAUACGUGCCCAAGAAGCCUCACAGAUCCACUCAAGUGCAUCCCUGGCUGCUGCCCAUGGAGAGGGAGGACUGAAGACAAGCACAUGAGACGCACAUCCCCUGAUGCCUCAGUCACUGAAGACUGCAUAAAUUAUUGAUAAUAUAUUUAAUAUUUAACGACUUUGAGGUGCACAUAAUCUGAUUAUUUUACAUCCCCUGAAGCCGACAACCGAAUGAGUGAAUCAUUGAAAUUCACAAGCUUUUCCUUCUGGCUUUGAUGAGUGACAAUGCCAAACAAAAAAAGAGUUCAAAGAUCUCAUAUGAUAAAGUCGAUACAACUUGCUACAAGAAUUGAAAAUGCUUUUAGCGACUUAGCUGCUUGGAAACAGGGAACACUUUUCAAUAAAGCAUCACGCUUCAA